UCUUCCCCUCUUUCUGCUGACCCAUCAAUCUGCUUCCCCCAGGACUUGUGCCGGGAGCUACAUGCCAAGGUGGAGGUAGUAGACGAGGAAAGAUACGACAUUGAGGCCAAAUGCCUCCACAACACCAGGGAGAUUAAGGACCUGAAGCUGAAGGUGCUGGACCUCCGGGGGAAGUUUAAGCGCCCACCUCUGCGCCGUGUCCGUGUCUCUGCUGACGCCAUGCUUAGGGCCCUCCUGGGCUCAAAGCAUAAGGUGUCCAUGGAUCUGAGGGCCAACCUCAAGUCUGUGAAGAAGGAAGACACGGAGAAGGAGCGGCCGGUAGAGGUGGGUGAUUGGAGAAAGAACGUGGAGGCCAUGUCUGGCAUGGAAGGUCGGAAGAAGAUGUUUGAUGCUGCCAAGUCUCCAACCUCACAGUAGAGGCAUGAUCUCCAGCCCGGCUUGCUGUGUUGCACUCUGGGCUCCUGCUUCAGACUCCUUCCUCUAGUCCUGCUCACCACUCUGCCACAUCUGGAACAUCCCCUGUGCCCUCCCAACCUGCAUGCCCUCCCCUUGAACUGGGAUGGAACAGACAUGCAAGAGAGGAGAAACAGUGUCUGAGACCUCACCUCAGCAGAGUGAACUUCCAGCCCCUACAAGGCCCCACAGCUGCCCAACCACCCCAUGAUGCAGCAAGUUAAGGACGAGAGCAGGGAGACCACCUUCCCUGCAGCCUUGUGUGGCCUCCCUCCAAUGCUGCUGUGACUUGUAGUGACCACAGGCAUCACAACCUCUCCAUUAAAAACCUGGUUUCUGGAUUGGAGGUAUGGUUCAAGUGGUAGAGCACCUGCUUUGCAAGUGUGAAAUCCUGAGUUCAAAUUCCAGUCUUACGAAAAAACAAAACAAAACAAAACAUUGGUUUCCUGGUCAUUUCCAUAUCUUUGAAGUGAAUACUCAGAAGAAAGGGAAGACAGGAAGUCUGCGAAGAAAGGGUUGGACUGGGCUCCAGGCAUUGUUCACAGUCAGGAGCUGGGGAUCAGAAUGGAGGGCUAAGGAUUGGUGGCUGUCUGCUAAGGUCCCCAGGCCUUCUCCCAAGUCCCAGUGACCUCACACUUACACCUCACCAUCCAGGACUCUCGGCUUACCAAAACCCUGACCUCUGAGAAGAGCCUGGUCUCACCCUCCAGACUCCAGGCAUCUCCGUUCAGUUGCCUGCCUGGCCUAUUUCAUGCUCUCUUGCCUUUGCAAAAGUGGAUCAUUUAGUGUUGUUGGAUGUACCUGACUGUCCUGUACUAAAAGGACAGGCACUUUCAACCCUGCACCUGCACAGGACAUGAGUUGCUUUGCACCUUGGCCCUUCCAGAAGGAACUCCUUGCAAUUCCAAGCUGGGCCACCAGGUGGUUCCUUUCCUCUGUGUCUCUGGAACGCUCCAGGUCCUUCUGGUCCUUGUUCUUUCCUAUCAAUUACUUCCCCUCACACUUCUGCACUGGUUGUGUUCCCCAGACUAUUCUUUCUCCAAGGUGGGGCAGCCAGUGGGCUGUCUUCUGGGUCAGGUCUUUUCUCCACUUCCCUGACAUCUGGAUCCUAAGCUUGGGGUGCAAGACUGCUGGGGUGGUAUAAGGGACAGCUCCCCCAUCUCCCCACACACUGAGGAGAGCAGAGACCAAAGUCUGGGCCAGGGUGGAGCUAAGCCUACGGGGAAGUGACUGGUCCAGGACCCUCAGCUCUUUGGCUUUGAUCGCACAGUGUUGGUUCCAAAACAGGUUGAGCUGUCUGAGCAGUUCCUCUUUCACUCCCCCACCUCCACUGAUGCCUGUUCUGCUCUCUGAUCCCUGUGUAUUACCUGCCAUAAACAGACGCUGGUGCAAAGUGCAUUGGUGCAUUACUGUCACCCUGUGGGGCCCACUCUGCCUGCCAGCCCCCUCCAAGGACUGUGGCAGUGGGGACCAGCAAGUUGGGAUGCACUAGGGAAGGCAGCAAUCUGCACGGGGCUCUUGUUGCAAACAGGUCAGUGGGCAGAGGCAGACGUGUGCAAAGAGCACACCUUCUACCAUGCACACGCCCUCAGGCACAGACAGACCUAGUCACAUACAGGCAGCUGGGGAGCCUGAUGGGGCUGGUUGGUGCUACAGCACACAGGGUGAGGCUUCAUGCCCAGACAGCCACAAAAACCCAUCCUUCUCUGCCUCACAGGGCUCCUUCUGGUUGGCCCCAUGCCACAGCAGGUCUCUGUGCUUUGUCUCUUCCCAACCCUUUGAUAGUUCUAGAGCCAAAUCCCAAGUUCUAGAGCCAAAUCUCAGUCUGCCAAUUGACUAGUAAACUGGGGCCCUGGCACACUGGGUCUCCACCCUUUUCUACAGAGGUGAGAGAACAAUCCCGAGCCUGACUCAAAGCAAACACAGGGGUGCAGAGGGCUCCUGGAAGGAGAGGGUGGGGCCCCUAACACGCCCAAGCCUAUGGCCUUCUGGGAGAGGGCAGAGGGCCCAUCCAGAGAACUCCUGGAGGUCACUGGGCUGCUGCUUCUGCUUCCUGUUUCCCGAACCAUCUCCUUGAGGAUGAAUGGAGAACAAAUGUUAGGCACCAGCACUUAAUGAGCCUGUGAGGGAAGACUGAGAGCCUGUGUGGGUGGGAGUGCUAUACCAUAGGGCUCCUUAGGGUAGCAGGAACUCUGUGGAGGACUCUAUAUUGUAGCCAUGAGCAGGGCCUGGCCGGAGACAUGGUCUCUGGAAUACCCUGAUUCCUCUCUCAUGGAGGCCCAUGCAAUCCAGCCUGGCUCCAGGUGAGCAGGGCUGGGAGUUGGGGCUGCCCACUGACUGGGAGCGCCCGUGCACAGCACGUGACUAUGUGCCAGGCACGGCAAUCACUUAACCUUCACACAGAGCCAUGGCAAAACACUGUGACCACCUUCAGUCUGGCUAUAGAGGGGGCCCUGAGUACAGAGAAGCUAAUGACUUCCCACGAUCAUACAGCAAGUGGUGCGUUAUGACUUUGCCCAGGAAAUCUGUCAGCAUCCAUAUUGUAUUCACUAAUUCUAUGAUGCUAUUUCAAUAAUAACAGUAAUAAGCAUAGCAUGCCAGAUGCUUUAGCAGAACUUCAUCAUUGCCUCUUCUCAAACCACAGAAGUACAUACCACUAUCUCACAUUUCUGGGGGAGGGAUAGAGCCCUGGAGGGCUUGGGACAAUCACUAGAAGGUGCAGGGUUUGACAGCUGCAGGCUCAUGUGCCUCUGGGGAUGUCCUUUUCUGGGAACAGUCUCACUUCAACAGAGCCCAACCAGCCUCUGUCCAGGAGGGAUCUGCCUGGACUCAGGGUUCCUGCAUAUGCACUGGGAGAGUUUCCAUAUCCCCCUGCAUAGAGGAAAGGUAAGAUGCAAAUGACACCCAAAUGGGCAAGGUGACACAUUUCCCCAACAGUAGGGCAUGGGUUUUUGGAUGGAGGCAUGGGGGGCUUUUUGGGAAUGUCUGUGAAGAAUCAACACACAUCAGCCCAGUGGGCAUCCCUUUCUCUGCAGCUGGGGAUGGGCUUGGUGCUCUUUCCUCCUGGGUAGGAACAACCAGGCAGGAUGCCUCUGCUAUCACCCUGCCUGUCCUGGAGCCCUCAGAUGUCCACCCCCCCUUUCCCCAUGAGGUGCCCCAGGGGCCAGGGGCCCAAGCCCAGCAGUAUGUCUGGAGCACACUUGGCAGCAGGGGCGCUCAGGGCAGG
This is a messenger RNA of Castor canadensis (American beaver), 3679 nucleotides long. It is a transcript of the gene Tnni1, whose product is annotated as troponin I1, slow skeletal type. Gene Ontology annotation, biological process: cardiac muscle contraction; skeletal muscle contraction. The record is from RefSeq and is a predicted model, not a curated record. NCBI's taxonomy places the organism in Eukaryota, Metazoa, Chordata, Mammalia, Rodentia, Castoridae. Gene Ontology annotation, cellular component: troponin complex.